Salvelinus namaycush (lake trout) is the source of this 6128-nucleotide messenger RNA. Its product is annotated as cbp/p300-interacting transactivator 1-like. Gene Ontology annotation, biological process: regulation of DNA-templated transcription. Gene Ontology annotation, cellular component: nucleus. The record is from RefSeq and is a predicted model, not a curated record. The transcript has 2 exons. Bases 3594 to 4157 code for a protein of 187 amino acids. Lineage: Eukaryota; Metazoa; Chordata; Actinopteri; Salmoniformes; Salmonidae.
UGGAUUAUUUUGGCUAAGUAGAAAUGCUCACUAACAGGGAUGUAAACAAAUUUGUACACAAAAUCUGAGAGAAAAGCUUUUUGUGCGUAUGGAUAAUUUCUGGGACGUUUUUAUAUCAGCUCAUGAAACAUGGGACCAACACAUGUUUAUUUUUGUUCAGUAUAUAUUCUACAGUCUGUGUUUUUAAGUGGCAUGUCAAUGAUCUGAUCUCUUGUCUAAUGAAAUCUUUUACGCGAAAGCAUCGGGCAAAUUUGAUUUCAGUCCUGUUCAAACCGCAUGUUUUACUUUCAACUGUAAGUACAUUAGGAGUGUAGAACAGUUUUGUAUAAUUUUGCUUUUGGUUUCACAAAAGUACAACUUUUUUUAUGGUUCACUUUUGCCUUCUAUAUGGUGUAAAUAACUUUUUUUUUUUUAAAUACUAACUGAUUAAAACAUGAGUUUCAAUUACAUCCAGUAUAGGAAACUCACCAAAUGUAGGUCUGUGUCCCAAAUGACACUGUUCGCUAUAGUGCACUACUUUUACUUUUGACUGGAGCCCUAUGGGAAGAGUGCCAUUUUGGAUGCAGCCUAGAGGUGGGGAAUCAAAGUGGGUUCCAUGUGUGGAACAGAAGUUCUGUGUGAUCUUUAUGGAUUUCAUUUAAACAUUAUGACCACAACCAGAACACACACACAGAGUACGCACACUCACACCGACAAACACACACACACUUUAUGGAUUCUGUGGUCAGAGUUGUGGUUUUCCUCAGAGUGCAUGUGAAACUCAUUAGUCUGUUUAUGGGUUAGGAGGAAAGACGAAACUGAUUGAAACUCCUAUCUUGUAAACAGCUCCGUGACAGCCUAUUGCACAAAGACUCAGUAAAAACGGGUGAAUUUAGACAUGAGAGUAGGGUAGUUCUGUCUUCCACCUCCUCCCCCUUAUUAUGACAUUGCAUGGAGACCAGAACAAGACAACUUCAGGGCCUAGGGAGCUGGAUUACCAAAAAUAUUUUAGUAUGUCUUAACUGUUUCUCCAUUUAAAUAAUUCCUCAGAUUUCUUUAAGACAAUUUUUAACAUUUGGCAUAGAGCUGUUGCAUGGCAUAUCACUUUAUUUUUGGAUUGGCAAUAUGGCCAAAUUAUCAGUCCUUUGCCAACCAAAAAUAUGUUUCUCAAUCCACCUUAUUUAAUGGGCCUUUAAUCAUUUUAAGAAAACUCAGCCCUCCACACCUCUCUCUUCCAUGACCCAGAAACCGAUAAGUGGUCAGGUGGUGAUGUCAAUUCGUUAGUAGGCGAACGGAUGAGUGUGCUUCCCUCCUUGAUAGCCACCUUUCAUCAAGUUGCCAUUUGUGGAAGAGUUUUGAAAUCUGCCACACCCCCUUUGAUUCAGCUUUUGUUUUGUUGGAGAAAAGCAUACACACGUUUAAAAACAAUAUGGAACUUAUUGUGUCUUUAAAAUGUCCUGCACAACUAAUUUAAUUUGUUUUUAAUCACUUUUCACUUAUUUUGGGCUCCACCACUGUAAACGUAAUUAAACAGAUGAAGCGCGGUCAUGUCUAGAAGGGAUGCCGCUAAUGUGAAAGUGAUGUCAGUUUACAUAUUCAAGUCAAGUCGGAAGUCAUUUUAGCUAACCCUAACACUUUUCCAAACCUUACCUAAACCUAACCUGCUGCUUAAAGUUUUCCUGACUUACGAAAAGUCACUUUUGACAAUGGGGCAUGCCAUCUCGUCAAAACCAUGACACGCGAGUGGGGGAGUCUUUCAUACAAGCGCAUUUUCCUCCACGUACAGUCUCCUCGCCACAUCACCUCGAUUACCUUUGACCUUUUUCAAAAGGAGGCGAGAGAGGGCGGAGUAAAGAGGACGCAGGAGUUGCGAAAAUCCAAUUGAGAAAAGGCAUGGCUUCCAUACAUUAACCAUACACACCCUAUCUGCCUGACAGCUUCACUAAAGAAACUCAGAGCCUAGUGUAUAGAUAAGAACGUUUACUCUCCUCCCCAGCCUGAAAUCAAACUCCCAUCUCUAUUCAUGCUGUUGAAUAGCACACCUGCCUGCCAUGUCCUGUAUGGCGACUAGACUGACUGCAUCAGGCCUUCCCAACGACAUUUUAUGCAAAGCAUCAUGUUUCCCUACAUAGGAUGUCAUCAUUUGAUUUGAAUACAUCAGUUUACCUUUUAGAUUAUGAAUUGUUUUGUCAUAAGAUAAAUGUUUGUUUUAGGGCUCAGUCUAUAAUAUAACUAGGCUUGCAAAAAAUUAUAUCAAAGGAGAGUUGUUGAACAUUACAAGCUGACGUUAUUUGCGUUUAUGUGUGUCGGUCUGUUUUUACCCGUUUUUUCUAGUUUUACAUUCAAGAGGGAAAUUGAAAACCGUUCGUCUCAUUUGCAUAACGUUUUCUCACCGGGGAGAAAGAGGACUCCCCGUACUCCCAUACAUCAUGCUCGAGCCUCAUCUACAUGAGAACUGUCCCCGCGCACUGACGGGACUUGACCACAAUAAAGACAGAUGCUCGCAAGCCUUUAUGUGGUUAACUGAAAAGGAAUUAAGGCGCGUGGUGUUUUAAAAGAAGGUGCCUUGGCAUGUUUUCUUUUCUCUCUCUGACAAUAUUGAGAUGAAUUGUUAAAAAUCAAUGCAUGAAUGAACAGAGGAUCUGAAAAAAGGUUGUGUUAUCAAUGGGUCUGGGUUGAUAUGACAACCUCGAAUUUGGGGAAAUGUUUAGGUGUGUAAUUUUAUUUCAGGAUGACAUGAGUUAUUUGACAUAUAGUUGUAACAGAGGACUUUUAAAUAUUAAAUAGGCCUACCUAAUUGAUGACAGCAUCCGCGGUGUCUGUCUAGGUAGGCUAGUGUGAGUGUGUUGGCCCACACUUUUCCAUUUUGGUGUCACAUUUUAUGUUGUGCAAAUCAUCAGUUAUUGUUUCAAGUGCAUUGAGGGGUGUUGGGGCUAUGCGUUCCCUCAUGAAUGAUAAUCAGUGAGAUGGCUGUUGAGAAUAGAAUAGAACACUAUUUGAUCUGUGAUUGUAGAGAAAGGCGCUCGCUCUUGAGAAUAAAGAACAUCUGCCUCAGUAGAGCGCUUUCAUGACGGGCACACGGAAACUGUGGAAACUGGAUCACCAAGGUACUGGAAUUAACCAUUAACCGAACAGUUUGUUGGGCGAUAGCCCUUGUGCGUCUGUCCGAUUCUCCAUACUCUUGGCCGGGAUUUUGAUGCUGUCCAGCCACAAACGCACUUCGCCCGCUGCUUCUUGAGGGUCGAGUGUGUGUGCGAGUGAGUGAGAGAGCGAAUGAAUAAUCCUUUAGAUUGAGUAACAACACCAUUGAGGGAACUCUGCCGGAGUCGUCCAGUCUAGAGAGAAAUUGAGAGUGAAGGCGAGACGCUGCACGGGGACAAUGUCCUGAUCCACAACCAUUUACUUUAUGGCUUCAGUUUAACAGGACCUAACGGAUGACUUACUAAAUAUAGACAAAUUGACAAAGGUUUUAGUCGACGACAAAACAUUUACUUACUGGUGUGGUUUUGCGAGUUGAUUUGGGUUCAUUAACGUUAGACAUCUCACCAAUCCUCUCCACACACGGACUUUCUCUGCUGCCCUGAACGUGGUUUUCUAAAAGGCAUCCCCAGGUGAUGACCUCACUGCUGUUCUCCAGCCCCACCCACGUUGUCAUGAAGGACCGCGAGCUGCCGUCAUCCUCCCUCACCCUCCUCCACUACACCGGGACGGCAGUACCUGUCAAGACACCCGGGGGUGGCCCCUUACCCCCAUCCUCCACCACCCUCCACACCUCCACCUCUCCAUCCCUCUCCAAACCCCAGCCAUUCUGCCUGCAGACCCUCCAGACCGGCCCUCACCUCCUCGCCAGCAUGCAGCUCCAGAAACUCAACUCCCACUACCAGAGUCUGGCUGGAGGUAUAGGUGGCGGCGUAGCCUCUGUGCCCACCUCAGGACCUCAGAGGGUGUUUGGGGCCUCAAUGCUGGGCUCGGCGGGGCAGCUGGUGGGGGGUACCCCUGGAGGUGUUGGAGGGAGGAAUCAGGGCUGUGGGGGGAUUAUUGACUCUGACCCGGUGGACGAAGAGGUUCUGAUGUCAUUGGUCGUAGAGCUGGGGUUGGACCAGGCUAACGAGCUGCCUGAACUCUGGCUAGGACAGAACGAGUUUGACUUCAUAGCGGAUGUACCUGCCGGAUGCUGACCCACACAAAUGGAGGGAUGAAAGGAGGGGAUCUGUGCUCUCUCAUUCUUUCCUUUUCAUUACUCUCUAGGUUGGAUUGACAUAAACUCUAAUGUCCCGGCUGGGUGCUCACCCAAACACACGAAAUUAGACUUUUGGGGUCACCCUCUGUUUUUCUCUGAAGGACAAGUUAUGGACACAAACUGACCCAAAAAGAGCAUGCUGUUCUCUUGUUUUUCCUCUGUAUCCCCUUCUAAAUUUUAAAGGAGAAAGGAUAGACACAGGGUCUAAUGUUUUUGUGUGUCUCACAGAAAAUACUAUGUUACUGAGGGAACUUGAGCCUCAGACCUGUCUGUCAAUUUCACUGUACGUCCCAAGGGCCCCCUACACACACACCGGCAGAAGGAGGGAUGGAUGGUAUUACGAUCCGGUAAUGGAAGUAGCAGCCGUGAAACAGGCACUUGUCACUUAUUCAGUUACCCCAACAUUCAGGAGAGUUCAGUGGGUUUGAUGGGACAUCAGGGUGUGUGUGAUUGUUCAGGUCCCUGUGACAUAAGACAGACAUGACAGGAGGCAUCAGAAGCCUGUGUAGUCUCGGUGGACCGGUGUAACCUGACCUGUAUGGUGCUGUCAGUGUCUGUAUCUAAAUAAAUGAAUGAGUCUUAGCGUCCGUGGUCUUCGUGUACCUGGUAACUCUGUAGGUGAAAUGAAUCAUAGUCCCCCCCUGCCCCAUCAUUCUCUCUGUCUAUUGUACGUCUCUUCAUCCUUCUCUCUCUCCACCCCCUCCAUCUCUGUCCCCUGUGGUCCUAGAGCCAAGACGCUCCAUUACUACCUACUCUGCUGUUGUACCGUCAAUGUGUAUGUCCCAAAUGGCACCCAAUUUCCUAUAUAGGGCACUACUUUUGAACAGGACCCAUAGGGCUCUGUGUGUGUUAUAUAUAUAUAUAUAUAUAUAUGAGAGAGAAUAGGGUGCCAUAUAGGACAUCUCCAAUAGUUAAUGAGGGUUACAGGUAAUGAGGUGGUUAAAGAAGGGUGACUUUAAAAAUAAAAAUAUUGUUUUUUUGGAGGGGUGUUGAAUUGUGAGAGCUGAAGGCUAAUUAAUGAUAAACUAAUGAUUGUGUAAUAGAUUUUUUUUUACAGUACAUGUUCAGAAGACUACAGAAACAAGAUUCCCUCUUUAUAAAGAGGAAACGUUCCAAUUGACUAAGUUCCCAUGUUCCAAGUGUGAGUCACAUGGCAUCAUCAUGCUUUUUUCACCAUGUGAUACGUUGGUGUUUUUACCAUGCGAGUUAGUCAGUCAGUAAGCCUACAGUAGACCAAAGCAGGAGUAGGCUACAUAUCUAAACAGGGUCCUUAUUGUUUUGUAGUUUUAGUUGCUGGAUCACUUGAUCGUAAGAGAGCACGAGUGUGUGUGACUGCUUGCAUGGGAAAGUAUUCCUGUAAGUUUCCCUUUAAGUUUUGACUCCAAGGAAAUGCAAGAUAACUAUGGUAACACACCAACUUAUUUCCUAAUCAGAAACCCUUUGAGCUUCCAGACUAGCAAGAACAUUUACUUUUCAUGAAAUGUUUGUUUUGCUUUCCUUAUGACAUUUCAGAUCUUUUUGUGAUCACUUUCUUUUUGUUUUAGCUCGAGAAACACUUCUUGCUAUUGAUUUUGUAAAGGAAAAAAAAAAUGGGGGGAAAAAAAUGAAUCACUUGUCUAGAUACUGCACUGAUUUUAUGGUCCUAAGUUUCUCUCUUUAAAUCACACCUUUUUUUAAUUGAGGCCUUAUUUUAGAAAGGGAGAGGGACCUAUUUCUUUAUUUUUAUCUAUUUUCUUUUUGUUUUUGAAAUGACAGAUGGAAUCAUAACUGAUGUUGAUUUUUGUUUUAGCACUUUCUCUGUUUGCAUCUCAUUUGUAUCUUUGUGAAAAUAUGUACUAGAUCAUAUUUAAAUGCUUGUAUUUUUGUUACUUCUCGGCGUUUGUGGGAAAAUAAAGAAUACCAACCUGAA